CCCGUUCCCCUCGUCGACACCUGCAGUGCCAAGUUGCAUCGACUCCUCCCCGGUCCUCCACCGCCCGCCGCCGAUGGAUGUGGAUGUGGACGAGGCCACCGCCACCCCUGCCUCCGCCUCUGCCAAGCCCGCUUCCAACGGCGAGGCCCCCUCCGGCGCCCGCGAGGUGGAUGUCGGCGAGGAGUACACGCUCGCCGGCGUUCUGCGCAGCUUCGUCGACGGCGUCUGGUACCCGGACGAGCCGCUGCUCCGGCGGCUCCGGGCGGCGUCCUGCGAGGCCGCGCCGCGGCUGAAGGGGGCGUCUCGGAACUCAGCGCGGGAUCUGCUCGAGUGGACAAGGCAGGGCAGCGGCCUCCGCGCCAUCCUCGUCAUCUCGGUCGGGACAAUCAUGCCUAUAGCAUUGACUGGCCUUUUAAUCUUCAUGUUCUUUCUGCUAAUUGCCACUGCUAAUGCGAUCAUCGUCUCAGCCCUGAUGUCACUGGCCGCUGCUGGCGGAUUCUUGGCUAUCUUCUUUGCUUGCUUGGUUGCAGUGUAUAUUGGAGCAGUAGGAGUUGCUAUCUUUGCCAUUUCUGCCAUUGUCAUCUCAUCAGUUGUUGGAGUUAUGAUUACUACUGGUUGGGUUGGGUUCUUCUGGAUGAUCUGGUUCACCGCAAGGAAGAGCAUGGACCUGACGAAGCAUUCCAUCAGCAUGACGAGCUCGGCAGUCCAAUCCUAUUCCGCGUCCCGCCAAGUGAAGCAGAAGCAUGUCGACUGAGGCUAGUUGGUUGCGUCUUGCGUCCUGUAUGAAGAAGCCCUCGGGUCGAUCUGGGUGAAUUACGGUAGACGACAUGCUUGUUUUGGCAGUUCUGUUUUUCACGGACACUAGGUGCAUAAAUACUAGCUCUGAACUUCGGCAGCGUGUACGUUUGUCACGGCGGCCAAUGCUGUUCUGUAUGGUAUAGUGAUCAGAUGAUUGUACAUUGUGCAGGUAUGCAGUAUGUACAUGCCGAUUCAUGAGUUGAUAAUAAAACUAUCACUAUAUUUUUUUUCCUUUU
Messenger RNA from Zea mays, 1034 nucleotides. RefSeq lists its product as uncharacterized. NCBI's taxonomy places the organism in Eukaryota, Viridiplantae, Streptophyta, Magnoliopsida, Poales, Poaceae. The record is from RefSeq and is marked validated.